Aspergillus versicolor CBS 583.65 is the source of this 1485-nucleotide messenger RNA. RefSeq lists its product as uncharacterized. Gene Ontology annotation, biological process: transmembrane transport. The record is from RefSeq and is a predicted model, not a curated record. Gene Ontology annotation, cellular component: membrane. The transcript has 4 exons. NCBI's taxonomy places the organism in Eukaryota, Fungi, Ascomycota, Eurotiomycetes, Eurotiales, Aspergillaceae. Gene Ontology annotation, molecular function: transmembrane transporter activity. The coding region runs from base 1 to 1485 and encodes 494 amino acids.
AUGACUUCAACACCCGAUAAAGAAAAAGGGGAAGAUCCCUGCCACCUCGAAGCUGUCGAAACCCUGGAGGUCAAACCCGUCUCCCCGGAUCUCACACCAAUAGACCAGGCCCUCGAACGCAAAGUCGUCCGCAAAUGCGACCUACACGUUGUCCCCAUCCUGACCGCGCUCUUCCUCUUCGCCUUCCUAGACCGGAUCAACAUCGGGAAUGCACGCAUCCUAGGGCUAGAGGAGGAUCUCGGCAUGGGCGGGCACCAGUACAACAUUGCGCUGUUUGUGUUCUUCAUACCGUAUAUCCUGUUUGAAGUGCCGAGCAACAUGCUACUGAAGCGGAUUAAGCCGAGCGUAUGGUUGAGUGGGAUUAUGGCGGGCUGGGGCAUUGUUACGGUUUGUCAGGGGGUGACGGGGAGUUUUGCGGGGCUGGUGGUUUGUAGAGUGCUUAUUGGGGCGUUGGAGGCGGGAUUCAUGCCUGGAAGUGUAUACCUGAUCAAUAUGUACUACCGCCGUCACGAGCUCCAAUGGAGAUUGAACUUCUUCUUCAGCGCGAGUAUAUUCGCCGGUGCUGUCAGCGGUUUCCUCGCCUACGCAAUCGCCAACAUGGACAACGUCGCCGGAUACAAAGCCUGGCGAUGGAUCUUCAUUCUCGAAGGUCUCGCCACAAUCGUCCUCGCCGUGAUAGCAAAGUUCAUCAUCGUCGACUGGCCCGAGUCAGCCACGUUCCUAACAGACGACGAGCGCGCCCUCCUCCUCCGCCGUCUCGCAGAAGACCAGGGCGAGGCGCAGAUGAACCGGAUGGACAAGAAGGCCAUGAAGCGGACGUUUUCUGACCCGAAGAUUUACCUAGGUCCAAUAAUGUACUUCGGCAUCGUCAACACCGGCUACGCCGUCUCAUUCUUCACCCCCACCAUCCUCAAACAACUUGGUUGGACCGCAAUCCGCGCCCAGGUGAUGAGCAUCCCCAUCUACGCCGUGGCAAUGGUCAUAACGCUCUCAACGGCGCUACUGAGCGACCGUCUCGCGCACCGGUACGCAUUCACACUAGCAGGCGUCCUCAUCGCAACAAUGGGGUACGUGCUCUUACUCUGCCAAGCGUCUAUCCCCGUGGGGGCGCGGUACUUUGCGCUCUUCGCAAUCACGGGCGGCGGAUACCUGACGCAGCCGAUUCUGAUGGGGUGGUUGAGUAAUAAUAUGGCGGGCCAUUAUAAGCAGAGUAUUGCGUCGGCGAUGCAGAUUGGGUUUGGGAAUUGUGGGGGGCUGGUUGCGAGUAAUGUGUUUUUUGAUAGCGAGGCGCCGACUUAUAAGACCGGGUUUGGGGUGAGUUUGGGCAUGGCUUGGGUUUGUGGGGUGAGUUGUACGGUGUUUUUGGUGUAUUUGAUGAGGGAGAAUAGAGUGAGGAGGAAGGGGGGGAGGGACUAUCGGUUUGAGCUGGAGGAGGAGAGGUCGAAUUUGGGGGAUGAUUAUCCUGGAUUCAGGUUUACUUAUUAG